Messenger RNA from Harmonia axyridis, 4299 nucleotides. RefSeq names its product tyrosine-protein phosphatase non-receptor type 4-like. Gene Ontology annotation, biological process: protein dephosphorylation. The record is from RefSeq and is a predicted model, not a curated record. NCBI's taxonomy places the organism in Eukaryota, Metazoa, Arthropoda, Insecta, Coleoptera, Coccinellidae. Gene Ontology annotation, cellular component: cytoskeleton. The transcript is spliced from 14 exons. Bases 370 to 3027 code for a protein of 885 amino acids. Gene Ontology annotation, molecular function: protein tyrosine phosphatase activity; protein binding.
AGGUUAGAAAGAAUAAAGUCUUCUGUAACGAGUGUAACCUCUGCUGUCAAUUCUGUCAGUUUAAUUGAUUCUUCUUAAAAAUAUCAACAAUUCUGUUUUAUCUUUAUUCUGUUUAGUAGUUACAUUUGUUUUUGUGAAUAAUUUCAUGUGUCUCUGGGUUUUAAGGAAUUCAAUACCAGUUGUUAUGGAUUUUCAGAGAUUAUGAGAAGUUGAAGAGGAUCCGGUAGUUUUGUACAGUUUAUGAUCAUUAAUCAGACCCAACUGAAAAUUCAUCAGCAGAGCAAAAUGAAUUUAAUCCUUUAUUCAAGAAAGUUGUUCAUCAAUUCAUAACACAGCAAGAGUCAUAGGAGGUAUCAAUAGAUACAAGCUAUGAUAGAGAAUUUUUCUAGACGAAUGUUUAGUGGUUCCAGUGGGACAUAUAACGUACACGCUUUAGAACUGGCUGCCUCAACGUUACGAAAGUUGAAAGGUCUGGAAUUGACUGUACAUUUCCUAGAUCAUAGUGAACAUGUUUUUCAUAUUGAUAAACGCUCUAAAGGUUCAGUAUUAUUAGAUCUUGUUUAUCAACACUUGGAAUUGGUUGAGAAAGAUUAUUUUGGACUUCAAUAUACAGAAGAUAAAACAGGCACUUCAACAGAAUGUAUGGUUUGGUUAGAUCCUGCAAAAGCUUUGAAAAAACAACUUACAAACUGCCAGACAAAUCUCUAUUUCAAAGUAAAAUUUUAUGUAUCUGACCCAAGUAAACUACAACAUGAAUAUACCAGGUAUCAGUUUUACCUGCAAAUUAAAAAAGACAUUUUUGAAGAAAAGUUGAUUGUACCCCCUAGUACAGCUAUCUUAUUAGCUAGCUAUAUGGUGCAAUCUGAACUUGGAGAUUACUGCCCUGAAGAACAUGAUAAAAAUUAUUUAUCGAAUUUACAACUAAUUCCUGGACAAACUCCAGAAUUGGAAGAAAAUAUAUCUGAACUUCAUAAACUACACAAGGGAAAAUUACCUGCUGUUGCAGAAUUCCAUUUUUUAGAUCAUGCUAAAAAGAUUGACUUGUAUGGAGUAGAUUUACACAAUGCAAUGGACAGUACGAAUAAAAAUAUUCAGUUGGGGGUCACACAUAUGGGUUUAGUCAUUUUCAGAAACAAUAUCAAAUUUAACACAUUCUCUUGGUCCAAAAUUAUGAAGAUUUCCUUCAAGAGAAAGCAAUUCUUUAUUCAACUAAGGAGAGAACCGUCCGAAGAUUAUGAUACAGUACUAGUUUUCAACAUGGAGUCAUAUAGAUCGGCUAAAAAGCUUUGGAAAAGUUGUGUCGAACAUCACACUUUCUUCCGGUUACAUUCGCCAAAGGUCAAACGAAAAUUCCCGUUCUCUUUAGGUUCCAAAUUCUCAUAUUCUGGACGUACAGAAUUCCAGACAGUCAUAGAUGUUAAACAGAAGGGAAAGAUAGAACACAAGUUCGUUAGGUCACCUAGUCGACAAAUAGUCAAACAUAUAAUAUCUACAGCGCCUCCUUCAGAAGAGAAAGGAAAAACUUACCUUGCUAGGCCCGCAAGGCCUUACGACAAUAAAGUUACAUCUUUAGGAUCCAAGGGGCCUAGGAAAGCUUGGGGUGCCGAGUCACAGAUUUCAAGCGAGGAUGGAGAUCUUUUAGACAAACCCUUAGAUGUUCCAUUUUCACCAGGAAAAAUCCUCAGCUAUGCAGAUGAGGAUCUGCCAUCUCCUGUUUCUAAUGGGUUGUAUGAUACUCCCCCAUAUAGUGCUAGUCAUUCACCAGUGUCUCAGAUGGUUGAAGAGACAUCUGUUAGCAUAACUCUCUUUCCUGAUGAAGAUGGAAAAUAUGGAUUCAAUGUGAAAGGUGGUAUAACAAAGUGUCUUCCUAUAGUAGUGAUGAGAGUAGCUCCGAAUACACCUGCUGAUACAUGUACACCUCGGUUAUCAGAAGGAGAUCAAAUUUUACAGAUCAAUGGCAAAGAUAUGGCCAAUGCCUCUUACGAGGAAGCAGUAAAACUGAUUCAAGAGGCAAGAACUACAAAUGAUGGAAAGCUCGUUUUGCAAGUGAAACCGAACGUGAUUUAUAGCGAACUCGAAGAGUACGAAGAACCGCCAUAUCAGUAUGUUCCCAUAGGGGAUGUUCAAACCGUCCAAUCAGGAAAUAUCCUAGAACAAAGCAUGCUGCUUCUAGCCGACGGACUAGCAAGCGGUGCCGUGGUAGUUCGAUUCGAAAGCUUUUAUAGGAAGCAUCCAGAUAUGACAUGCGAUGAGUCUGCAAAACCAAAGAAUAUUAAUAAAAAUAGAUACAGAGAUAUAUCACCAUAUGACGAAACAAGAGUGAUCCUCAAAGAUAGUACUAACGGGGACUACAUCAAUGCCAAUUAUGUGAAUAUGGUGAUCAAUGGAACAGAUGUCGUGAACAGAUACAUCGCAACCCAGGGCCCUUUGCAGUCGACAACUGACGAUUUCUGGGAAAUGAUAUUCCAGGAGAAAAGCACGCUCAUAAUCAUGCUAACAACCCUCGUAGAGAGGGGUAGGACCAAGUGCCACAAAUACUGGCCAAGCGUAGGGGAGAGCCUGACAGUGCGAGACACUACGAUUAAGUGCAUCAAAGAGGAAGCGGAUCCAACUGGAAGUGUAGUUUACAGAGAUUUCGUUUUAAGCGAUAAUGAAACGGAGAAGCUCAGAGAAAUCAAACACAUUCAGUAUGUGGUUUGGCCAGACCAUGGAGUGCCAUCUUCUCCUGCCGAGUUUCUGUCAUUCACCGAUAAAAUAAGAGAAACAAGGAAAGACGACUCUCCUGUAGUUGUACAUUGCAGUGCUGGAAUAGGACGCACUGGCGUUCUUAUAUUGAUGGACACAGCUCUAUGUCUGAUCGAAAAUGAAGAACCAGUUUAUCCCUUGGAAAUCGUCAAGAUGAUGAGAGAACAGAGAGCCAUGAUGAUUCAAAAUGCUAGUCAAUAUAGGUUUGCUUGUGAAUGUGUCUAUGCUGCUUUUAUGAGGAAGGUCAUAUCCAGAAAAGAAGAAUUGGAAGGAACAAGUUGAAACGAAUGAAAUUAAUUUCAAUUUAUGAAUAUCACAGUUUGGAAAAUAUUUAUAUUGUGUGUAUAGAAACUGUCCAAAGAAUUCAAAGUUUUGAAAGUUUUUUAUGAUGUAAAGUGAUUGUUGUGUUGAUCAGAAUUAUACAGUAACUAUAACUGAACAAAAUUUGCUAGUACUGAUCUUAUAGCAUUGAGGUGGUUCUGAAUUGGUAGUACAAUUUUUAUUGUUCCAAAUUUAACCAAGUCCAUACUUUAAAAUUGAUGAUAUUCGUCUUAUUGAUUCAUAUCUUUAAUAUGAAGAUUUUUACACUCUUGAAUAUAAAGAUUUUAUUGUAAGUACAAUAUAAUAAAUCUAUCUUUGGAUCUUUUUAUAUAAUAUGGCUCAAUUCCUUUCUAUAUACUUCCAUUUGUAUUAUUGAGAAUAAUACGAUUUAAAGCGGUCAUGAUGAGUUAUUGCAGCACCCAACAAGAGUCAGUUUUACCGAAAGAUUCUGUAAUAAAAUAUCAUUGAAUGAAAUUUCAAGAUGCUGAUUCUGAAUAAAGAGGGGCAUAAUAAAUAAAUAAUGAAAAUUUGGUAUUUAUAGAUUAUGUCAUCUCAAUUCUGUACUCAUGGAUAAACAAUAUACAUGGGGAGUAUUAAUUGAUUCUACAAUGCUGGAAAGAUGUGAUAACAAAAUUGUAUACUUAAAAAAACUUUAAUGAAAAUUGUUUUCUUUUUUUAUAAAAUAAGGAAACACUGCAUUUUACAUUUUUUAUAUUUAUCUAAUCAAAUUAUUAUAUGAACUUUUCUGCCAAUGAAUAGAUUAUUAGGAAGGAAGAACUUGAAGGUGACAUGAAAAGGUUUUUUCAUGUUUUUUUCAUCAAAAAACUUUAGGUCGGACUAGCUGAACAUGGAUAUAUUUCAAACUAACAGAUCUACAAAACUGAUGUUGCAAUAACUCUCUGAGUCAUCGAAGUUAAAUGUUGAGUUUAAUUAGAUUUUCAUUUAUUUGUAAUGUUGGAAACUAUUGUUUCUGUACAAUACAUGAUCCAUUGGUAGUAAAUUUUAUAUUUGUGCAGGAGAAUGAUAUAUGACCAUCCGCUUUUUUGUUCUGAUGUGUUUACUUUUAUAGUAAUAACUUUUUGAAUUCUGAGAUAUUAGUAGGAAUGAAAAAUUGACUUUAAGCCAUCCAAAAUGCAUAUAAACAUUAUAUAACAUACAUUUUUUAAGAAAUAAAUUAUUAUUAUUAUAUACAAAAUGAUUAUUUAGAUACAAAUACAGAAAAUAAACAAUUCA